CCCAACUGUUGCCCGGACCAACCCAUCCAGCAUCCAGGUCCCACACAGUCCGACAGAGAGCAGAGAGAGUGCGCACGGAGCGCAAAGGGGAUAGUCGCGCUUUUAUACAGCGUGGAUUGUUUUUGUGAUUCGUUUUGGACAUUUCUCUGCACGUUUCUUCUUUUUUAAAAUAUAUUUUUGGAGUUUUUGCUGGAUCAUUCUCGGCCCAUAAACGGCAGUCCUUAUUAUGACUUCCUCGCACCUGUCCCUACUGACGCUGAUCUGCGUCCUGGCCUCUGCAUCGGUUACCGGAGACACCGGCUUCCUCCAGCUCUCAAGUGACUUUGAUGAGGACAUGCUCUCCCGGCAUAUGUAUAGGUUGUACGAGAAAUAUAACAGAGAGAAGCGCCUGAAAGAAGGAAACACUGUCAGGAGUUUCAGAGCCAUCCAAGACUCUGCUGACCACAGGAUUGUGUACAGACUUAACCUAACAACCCUUCAGGAAUCAGAGGUCAUCCUCUCUGCAACAUUCCACUUCCUGCUAGAUAAGCACACACUUACAAGGCCCUGGUUCUGCAAACGCUUCAAGAGCCCAACAUGUCACUCCGCAUUCACACAACCUUCUCCGCCCAUCAGCUUGAUGUUUCGCUCCCUCUCUUUUGGGUCGGAGGUUAGAUCUGAGCCAGUGGAGUCAUCUCUAGGUAACGUGACCUUUUACCCCCACAGGAAAGGGGUUUGGCAGAUGAAAGAUGUGACCAAGCUAAUAAAGGAAGCUCAAGCUAGGGGUCAGUUUUUGCUGUCGCUGGAACUGGACUUUGGACAACAGCCCCACAAAAAACAGGGGGAUGUUUUCUCUGCUGUCAGCAUGCCCUACCUGUUACUGUAUGCCAAUGACCAAGCUUUAGCAGAGCCAAACAGUGUUGCUGCUAGCCUUCAGAGAUAUGACCCAAUAAGUGAGGGAGCAGAAGUCCUGCACAGGUCUAACUCCUCACCGAGACUGAAGGGACGCAUAAGAAGGCAAACAGAUCCACUCCCUGACACCAUCCAGAACAACGAGUUGCCCGACGUCAACUUCAGACCCAGUGAAUACAGAAAAGAGGACCUGUGGGAGAUCAACUGGCACUUCGCAUUCAAACCGAAGUUUAAGGCAGAGAGGAAAGAAAAGACGGGGAAGAGUCAAGACAGGGCCAGAGAAGAGCGAGACAAAGCCGAACCUCAGACCCUCAAAGGAGAAGAAAGAAUAGCACAAAUUAAAACGGACGAUUCAGGUACCCUUAAAGAGAGUCCAACACUUUCUCUUGGUGACAGACAGAAGAAUGAGCGGAGCAAUCGGGGAAAACACAAGGGUCGGGUUCCUUCUCAGUCAUCUGUUCUGAGUUUUGAUGAACAAACAAUGCGGAAAGCCAGGAGACGGCAGUGGGGCCAGAACAGACGCUGUUCCAGGAGGAACCUAAGAGUGGAUUUUGCUGAUAUUGGCUGGAAUGAAUGGGUUAUAGCCCCCGAGUCAUUCGAUGCCUAUUACUGUGCUGGUGCAUGUGGUUUUCCCAUGCCUCAGGCUGCCAGGCCAUCCAACCACGCCACCAUUCAGAGCAUAGUCCGAGCUGUUGGGAUCAUCCCUGGGAUUCCCGAGCCCUGCUGUGUCCCAGAAAACAUGAGUCCCCUGGCUGUGCUCUUCCAGGAAGAAUCCAGAAACCUGGUACUCAAGGUUUACCCCAACAUGUCCGUCCAGUCCUGCUCCUGCCGAUAGAACAAUGGUGAGGGGAGAACGCAAAAAAGGGAAAAACAACAGGCGUAAAGGUGGCAGAACUGUGCAACUGUGCAUCGGAUAACAGGUUUCCUGAUGCUGGAAAAAAAAAUGCCACCUUACUCUGAAAUAUUCCUUCAAGAAUAAGGGAGAUGUAAAGGAAUCACUUUCAUUGAGUUUGACUGACCUCUGCACUGACAGGAGAAGCACAGACAGUGUUUUGUAUCUCCAAGAAGACCCGUAGGUUAUAUGUUGCUGAAUGCAGUCAGUUGAGAAGAGCAUUUAAGAGAUGUUUUCCUGUUUAAUAGCAGAAAGCUUUUAAACACAGCUCAUGUUGAGUUUGUGGUUUUGUUUUACAAUGCACUGCAAAAGUAUUCAUACCUGUUGAACCUUUUAAAAUGUGUUCCCAAUACAACCACAGGCUUCAAAGCAUUUCCCUGAGAUUUUAUAUGACAGAACAAUACAAAACUCUCAUUUGCGAAGUGGAAAUACAAGGACGGGUGCUAUUGAUUUUUUUUUUCUUUUACAAAUAAAACUAUGUAAAGUGUGGUGUUCAUUUGUAUUCAGAACCCUCAAGUCAGAAUCAGAUAACCACUUUUAGGUUUCUUCCAACUUCUAGAGACCUAGAUCUGUGUUUGCAUAGUAAUCCAUCAAACACAGCAGACUAGAAGGAUGGCAUCGUUGAAAAGCAAUUUCAAAUGUAACAUUUAGUUCUGGGCUUUGACUAAGUAAUUCUAAUACAUUUAUAUGUAUUAGAUGUAUUUAAAUAAUACAUCUAAUACACUCUUUGUACUAAACCAUCCAAUUUUGAUUCUGGUUGAAUGUCUAAUUUUGGUGUCCUGGAAGGUGAUCUUCAUCCCUAAUCGUGAGUUUGUUGCAGUCUCUAAGGUUUGUUGCAGUCUCUAAGAGUUUUCUUACAGAACUCCCUCAUCUUUAGAUCCAAUCAUCUUUAGAUCCAAUCAUAUUUAGAUCCAAUCAUCUUCCCAUCAACUCUUGGCAAGUUCCCUCUUCCUGCUGAAUAAAAGCAUUCCAAUAGGACGAUGUUUCAACGUUUUAAACAUGUUUCACCAUUUUACAUCACCCCCUACCCCCAACUCUCUUUUAAUCUCAUCUGAUGAGAGUGAGUUUCUUCAUAUCCCUGAAUGCCUUGCAGUAAAUUGUAAAUGGAACUUUUCAAGACUUUCUUUUAGCAUAUUUUCUUCCCAUUUUUCCAUUAUUGCCAGAGUUGUGGAUCACAAAACUUAUAUUGUUCCAGUUGAUGUCAGAUCUUUGAAUAGGUUGGCAGUUGUUCCAUGCUUUUUUUAUGUUGAGUUGAUGUACCAAACCACAUUUUUCAUACUUUAAUUUUAAAAACACAAUAAUAAAACUAAUAAAAAUAGUAAACCCAUUUCCACACACAUCCUCACACAUUUUGUUCUACUUUAUGUUGUUCUGUCACUUAAAAUCUCAUCAAAGUACAUCCAAGUUUUUGUGUCUAAUGUGAUGAGAUGUAAAAAGGAGUAAGAAUACUGGUGAAGGCGAAAUUUUUGACUACAAAAGCACAUUAUUAUUUGGCAGCUCAUUCAGCAAACAAGAUUAUUAAACAUUUCUGAUUUUGUGCAUACUUUUUACCCUCAUAUGUGUCAUUUUGUUUGCAGACAAUGUGUUGUUUUAUGUUGUAUAAAGAAACAAAUUGUAGAGAGCACUUCACACCAAGCAACUCCCCUCUAACACUUUAAGAAUCUUAGAAUAAAAACAUGUGUUUUGUAA
This is a messenger RNA of Poecilia reticulata (guppy), 3472 nucleotides long. RefSeq names its product growth differentiation factor 10a (gene gdf10a). Gene Ontology annotation, biological process: positive regulation of osteoblast differentiation. NCBI's taxonomy places the organism in Eukaryota, Metazoa, Chordata, Actinopteri, Cyprinodontiformes, Poeciliidae. The record is from RefSeq and is a predicted model, not a curated record. Gene Ontology annotation, cellular component: extracellular region. Gene Ontology annotation, molecular function: cytokine activity; growth factor activity.